Messenger RNA from Sitophilus oryzae (rice weevil), 1868 nucleotides. RefSeq lists its product as uncharacterized. Lineage: Eukaryota; Metazoa; Arthropoda; Insecta; Coleoptera; Curculionidae. The transcript is spliced from 3 exons. The record is from RefSeq and is a predicted model, not a curated record. The coding region runs from base 74 to 1588 and encodes 504 amino acids.
UUGGUGACUCGGUGAUGGUGACAGUGUAGUUUGGACUAGCGUUAGUGUUCAGUGCCGUUUUUAAGUGUUGAAAAUGAAGAUUUACGUUUUUUUUGCAGUACUCCUGUCCCUAUCCUUCACAAUCACUUCAGCCGACCUAUCAGACUACGAAACCUCCAACCAAGAAGACCUCGACCCUCUCAAUGACCCAGACCAAGACACCACAGACAACGACCAAGACAAAAGAACCAUUUGCUCAGCACUAAGUGGUCUAAGAUGCGGAGCAAAAUUCUCCAAACUUAUCAAGUACAAGUUCAGACCAGCAUAUUCCUAUGCCAGGCCUGUACUAGUCAGACCUGUAGGCUACAAGUACUCCAAACCAAAAAAUCCGCUCACUUUGCCCGCUUUGAAGCCUUCAGCAAGUGGUGGAUGGAGGCCAAUAAUCAAACCAACCAAGCCGAUUGCUGUUCCAGUAUUUAAGCCUCCUGGUCAUGUGGAUGUUAUCCAUAAUAAUCCGGUACCUCACGUGGAUCAUAUUCAAUCAGGAGGGACACCUGGGCAUAUUCAUUUACAACCUGGGCACGUGCAUCUACAGCCAAAUCCUGUUCAUUUCCAUCCAGUUGCUGUGCAAGGUGCUCAUAUUGAUCAGAUUCAUCAAAUUCAAGUGCCACAUGGUAACCACUACGACACAUUUGCCCACAUAGACCACCUCCAUCAAGUCCCCACAGCACCUUUAGUACCAGUAGCACCCGUAGCAGCACCAGUACGACCACUGGUCCCAUCUCCAGUCUUGUUUGAAGUUACCAAACCCAACCUAGGAGUCCUGCCUCUUGGUGCUAGAUUCCACACGCCUAUUUUGAGGGAACUACCUCAUCAUCUUCAUUUGAGGCCUUUUGCACCUGUACCAGUAGCUCCACCAGCUGUACCAGUUCCUGUACCUGUUAGACCAGCUGCUGUACCAAUUGCUGCACCUGUAGUUCCUGCUCAAAGUGUUGUACCAGCUCAUAUAGGAUUACCGCAUAUUGCUCCUCAACCAGGGGUAUCUGUGGAGUAUCAUGGAACAAGAAAUUAUCUGCCUUCAUUUGGAGCAGUUCCUCAUCUUCAUGCUCUACCAGCAGGUCCAAGUUUGCCAUUCCCUCAUGCCCAUCAUGGAUUUGCAGCUCAACAACAACAAGAGUUACCUCAUGAUCAUCAAGCUCAUUUCCUGCAACAACCACUACCUUUAGAAGGUAACCAUCAGUUCCUUCAACAAAAUCAAGUGCAGCAGCUUCAACAGCAACUACCUUACGAGGAAAAUGCUCAUUAUCUUCAACAAAAUCAAGCACAUCGUCUUCAACAAUUCCAGCAACAGUACACUGAUAUUCCUCAACAGCAACUGCCUUUAGAAGGUGAGCAAGAGCAGUACUUGAACAACAAUAUAAACCUGCAAAAUUUUGAUCAGAAUAAUGUGAUUCAACCUGGUCAAACUGAUCUUCAGAUACCGUAUCAUUUGCCUCAACACCAUCAAGGUUUUGAUGGUUCUGCUUAUCAACAAACUGAAGAAUCCAGAGGGUUCAAUGAUCAGGUAUUUAGGCCAUCGCCGGCUUUGGAACCACCAUAUGUUAAAUAAGAGUACCUAAAGAAUAUUGAACUUAGGUGAACUACUAUCAGAAAAGACUAAUAUUUAAUGUAUUUAUAUUUUUAGAGAUUAAUAUGUCGAUGGUUUUUGGAGUAGAAUAUCUUGAGCAAUUUUAGUUUGAGAAUAUAUAAUAUACCGGGUGUUUCUCAAAAGUGGUUCACCCUUAUAACUUUUUUAAUUUUUCAGAUAACUAAACGAGAUUAGGUACGUUAGUUUAUGACAUAAAUCAGGAUUGAUUGACGUAUUUAAUUGUUUUCGGUCACUUCCUGUU